AUGGCUGAAAGCAACACCACAGACUAUGCCACCAACAAGGAGGCUCUUCCAUUCUCAGAACAGCACUAUUUCUCCUCUUAUGACCAUUUCUCCAUUCAUGAAGAAAUGCUUAAGGAUAAGGUCCGUACCUUGAGUUAUCGUCAGGCAAUUUUCCAAAACAGACAUCUUUUUAAAGACAAAGUUGUUCUUGAUGUUGGGUGUGGUACUGGUAUUCUUUCUAUGUUUGCUGCCAGAGCUGGUGCCAAACACGUCAUUGCCGUGGAUAUGUCAAACAUUAUUGAGAUGGCUGAAAAAGUGAUCAAAUUGAACGGUCUUGAUGACAAGAUCACUCUUCUCAGAGGUAAAUUGGAAGACGUGGUGAUGCCAUACCCUGAAGUUGAUAUCAUCAUUUCCGAAUGGAUGGGGUACUUUUUGCUUUAUGAAUCCAUGCUCGAUACCGUCCUCAUUGCCAGAGACAAGUACUUGAAGAAAGGCGGGUUGAUCUUCCCAGACAAGAGUACCAUGUACAUUGCUGGUAUCGAAGAUGGUGAAUACAAGGAUGAAAAAAUCAACUUCUGGAACGAUGUUUACGGGUUUGACUACACUCCAUUCAUUCCAAUCUGUAUGACCGAGCCAUUGGUUGAUUGUGUCGAAGCCCAUUCCGUCAACACUUCUACCGCUGAAUUGGUUGAAAUUGACUUGAACACCGUCACUAUUGAACAAUUAGCCUUCCACAGGAAAUUCACUUUGACUGCCAACAGAGAUGACCAAAUCCACGCUCUUGUUUCCUGGUUCGAUAUUGUCUUCCCAUCCGAUACCGAAGAAAACAAGGUUGUUUUCAGCACCGGUCCAUUCCACAGAAACACUCACUGGAAACAAACUGUUUUCUACUUGGACCAAGUCUUGAACGUUAAGCAAGGUGAAAAAAUCGACUGCUAUUUGGCUUCCAGACCAAACAAGAUCAACCCAAGAGAAUUGGACAUUGAAAUUGAAUGGGACCACAAAACUUUUGAUGAAGCUGAUACUAGAGCUGAAAAGGGUAAGCGUAACUACUUCUUGCGUUAA
This is a messenger RNA of Saccharomycopsis crataegensis, 1044 nucleotides long. RefSeq names its product protein-arginine omega-N methyltransferase HMT1 (gene HMT1). Gene Ontology annotation, cellular component: nucleus. Gene Ontology annotation, molecular function: protein-arginine N-methyltransferase activity. NCBI's taxonomy places the organism in Eukaryota, Fungi, Ascomycota, Saccharomycetes, Ascoideales, Saccharomycopsidaceae. The transcript has a single exon. Bases 1 to 1044 code for a protein of 347 amino acids. The record is from RefSeq and is a predicted model, not a curated record. Gene Ontology annotation, biological process: peptidyl-arginine methylation.